AUGUUUCCGUAUAAUUCAGGUAACCAGCCUCGAAAAUGUCAUUUAAGCUCAAAUGCCAGUCGGAUCGGCAUGUGUCCAGAUGAACAACCCUAUUGCACUACAGUUGCGUCAGCUCCUAAUUUAACGAUUACUCUUGCCUGCGGAGCGGCUCAAGAGUCACCUUGUGUGUUGGAAUACAAAACUGAAUAUCUGUUGACCUGCAUAUGUGAUGACAAUCUCUGCAAUGCGCCUUACAAUCAACAGUUACGGGACGAGCUGCUCAAUUUUUCAACAAACUUUCCGGCGAAUAGCGAUGCCAAUUUGACAGAGAUAUUUUUGAAAUUCACGACGUACGCUAACGUCAGUAACGAAGCCAUUUAUGAAAUGAUAACUGCAAAUACGACAUCGACCUCAAUAGCUCUCGUGACCUCUACGAGCGCUACGACUAAAAACUCAACACACGUUCCUAAGUUGCCACGGGCUGAAGCGUUAAAACACGCGACCAUACCUCCUGAUGAUGAUGAAGAUGAGGGUGAAGGUAGUGGAGUUGAUGAGUCCAAACUACAUGAGCAUGCGUCACCAGCUGCUCCAAGUUCAUUUCUUCCAGCCAAAGAAAAUGGCGCACCUUGUCUUUCUCUGAACAUCUUAUUCUUAGUACCUUUAUUUCUUAACCAAAACUUUUAA
Molecule: messenger RNA, 663 nt
Organism: Pieris macdunnoughi
Lineage: Eukaryota; Metazoa; Arthropoda; Insecta; Lepidoptera; Pieridae
Source: the annotation of a GenBank genome assembly